AUAUUGUUUUUUAGAGAACAAGGUUUAAAUACCUUUGUUCUUAGACCUCAUUGUGGUGAAGCUGGUCCCAUUCAACAUCUUGUCUGUGGUUAUAUGAUGGCAGAAAAUAUCUCUCAUGGUCUUUUACUUCGAAAAGUGCCUGUACUGCAAUAUUUAUAUUAUUUGGCGCAAAUUGGGAUUGCAAUGUCACCUCUUAGUAAUAAUUCUCUUUUUUUAAAUUAUCAUCGUAAUCCAUUACCUGAAUAUUUAGCUAGAGGAUUAUGUAUAAGUCUUUCUACAGAUGAUCCCCUUCAAUUUCAUUUUACUAAGGAACCUUUAAUGGAAGAAUAUAGUAUUGCUGCACAAGUAUGGAAACUUAGUUCAUGCGAUAUGUGUGAACUAGCCCGAAAUUCAGUACUUAUGAGUGGUUUUCCACACAAGAGUAAACAAUACUGGCUUGGGCCAAAUUAUACUAAAGAGGGUGUGGCUGGUAAUGAUAUUACUCGAACAAAUGUACCAGAUAUUCGAGUGGCCUAUCGAUAUGAAACAUUAGUCGAUGAAUUAUCGAAUAUCUUUAAAGUCGUUGAAAAACCUGAAGCCGUUCCAUUUUAAUCUUUAGCGAUAGUACAAAAAAAACCCUUAAACAUAAUAUAAUAUAAUUAUUCUCUAUAACUACAAAUAGUAUCUAUAAAAUUCGAUAAAACUGCGAUAAAAACUAUUUGUAAGAAUCUUGUAAUGUAAACGAUUAUAUAAUUUAUGCUAAUAAUCAUUGUCAACUUUCGA
Messenger RNA from Apis florea (little honeybee), 762 nucleotides. It is a transcript of the gene AMPdeam, whose product is annotated as AMP deaminase. NCBI's taxonomy places the organism in Eukaryota, Metazoa, Arthropoda, Insecta, Hymenoptera, Apidae. Gene Ontology annotation, molecular function: AMP deaminase activity. The record is from RefSeq and is a predicted model, not a curated record. Gene Ontology annotation, biological process: IMP salvage; AMP metabolic process. Gene Ontology annotation, cellular component: cytosol.